CAUAAGGUGGUCGUUAUACCAGCUUCGCUCGGGACGCGCUUUUUGUUGGUUAAACUAGCCGGCUAAUGUUAGCCAGAUAGCUCGCUAGCUGUUAUUGUUUUUCGUGAUUUCACCAGAACCAAAAUGGAGGCGCAGGCUGUUGCCAGUGUCCUACACAGCCACUCCCGAGUCCUUGUGUGAAUCCCUCAUACUGAAACCCUGACGCGAGUUUAAAUCAUCCUAACGUUACUAGUUUGUGUCUGAAUGAGCGCAUGUGUACUUGUACUGCAGUGCUAAUGUAGCUUAGCUUCAAUUCAAACCGAUUGUAGGAAAAGGAUGCCCGGGAUCAGGCAGGUCUUGCUGCUUUAGUUUUCUUCGGGUUGUCCAAGUAUGACUAGUUAGACAGCAGCUGCUAACUUCUAAUGGGAGGUAGCUGUGGUUGACAUGCACCGCCGAGGCGCUGCAGGAUGAACAGUCGUCUUGUUCGCCAUGACUCUGAGGUCCACACUGUUUCCAAAUACAGGAUUCAAGCAGGACACUGACAACAUCGACUUUGACAAAGCGCAUUUCGGGGCCGCCACCGUGAGACCCUUGAGCCUCAAGAGGGAGUCAGGCUGCGACUUUGUUAUAGAUGUUCAAAACGCACACAGGGGCGAGAUCCCGAGCAAAUCCAAUGACUUAAACCAGAAUUACAUGACAAGCAAAGUUUCCCUUGCGGCCUCAGAAGUUGUUCAAGGAGACAAUAUAACUGUGGGGAUAUUGUCCCCUGUCAGACAAAUGGGGGGUGAGGGAACCCCAGUGAAAGGUAAACCCCUCUCUGCUGACAAUAUGGAUAACCCUCAGAUGGCUCUAAACAACAACCCUAAGGAUUUAGGUGUGGAUGACAGUGUGAAGGGGAUGGUCCCUGGAAUCCUUGGCACUGCAUCCAUUGAACUCUCCUCUGAGGGCAAGUGGAGGAACAUCAGGAAGACCCCUGCCAAUCCCCACACACAGGCCAACUGCCUCCGGCAGAUUCUCCUCCUUCAACUGGACCUCAUUGAACAACAGCAACAACAGCUGCAGUCCAAGGACAGGGAGAUAGAUGAGCUUAAAGCAGAAAAGGACACGCUGCUUGCACGUAUUGAGCGCAUGGAGCGUCGCCUGCAGCUCACAAAGAAGGACCCUCCGCGUGACAAACGCCUUUUCCAGCCCCUGGAGCCAUGGACCCCUGACAAAGAGGACACUUGGGAUCUUGAUGUAGACGAGAGCACACAGCCCAACUCAUCCAAUCCUCUUCCCUUUAGUCGGGGUGGCAAAGGUCAAAAGAGGAAAUCUUACUUUGGAGAUGCAAAAGUUCAGAAAUCACGGCUCAAAAGCGGCAAGCUGAGCCCCCAGAAGUCUGAGAUUCAGCCAGGCUCUCCCAAUCAAAGAGAGCUGCGCAGCAAGGAAACCCCAGAGAAGACAAUUCCCAUGAGGUUAGGGGCUGAAAGGGACCUCAUGCUCCCGUGCAAAGAGGAGCCCGGGCUGAGCUGUCAGAUCGAAGACCUGCCCUUCAUGUCUACUACAGAGAUGUACCUCUGCUGCUGGAACCAACCUCCUCUGUCUCCUCUUCGUGAGACUUCCCCUAAAAAGGAAGAAGAGGUGGCCAGUGAGUGGACUCCUCAUGUAGUACAUGAUAUGCUGAUUGUUUUUCCAUCCUGGAGAGAAAAUCAAAUAGAGCCUUUGGAAGAGGACCCCUCCUUUAUCCCUCCUGAGCCGCUGGAUGACAGUGUGUUUUUGAAACGCCACUCGAAGCUCGAGUUAGAUGAGAAGAGGAGAAAAAGGUGGGACAUCCAGCGAAUCAGAGAGCAGCGUGUGUUUCAGCGUUUGCAGCAGCGAAUGAACAGGAAGAAAGUCGUCGCGGAGACUGAGCCGGAGCUCUCGUCCUUCUAUCCCGAAACUGAAGAUGUUGAAACUAUAGUGAUCACUCCCUUCUUGCCUGUGGUUGCAUUUGGCCGGCCACUGCCCAAACUCUCACAACAACACUUCGAGCUGCCUUGGCUGGAUGACCGAAGCCGAUGUCGCAUCGAGGUGCCCAAAAAACACACUCCUCACCGGACCUGUCGGAAGUGAAACCCUGUUGUUUCUGUGUUCACAGCGGAGAGAUGCGGCUCCAUGCCCAGAUUAGAAAGUGCUUUAUUUGUCUUGCCUGGAGGGGGAAAAGCAAAGUCACCAGUCGCUUUGUAUAACUGCUGUUGCUUUCAGUCUGAAGUCUCAAAGUGUCACCACUAACCAGCUGAUCUCCUGCAGGAUGGUAUACAAGGAUGGGAGAUAGCUGCGUCACUGGGUGUCCUUGAUAUUUCUGGUCUCAUUUACACUUCUGAAAGGGAGAUAAAAUGCCUGAUGCCACAAGAUAACCCUGUGUUAGCAGUUAUGGAAGAUUACAGUUUGUAUUCUUUAAAAAAAAAAAAUUAUUAUGAACAGUUAUGUGCAUGUUCUGUAACAUGUUUAAAAUACAUUUUGUAGCAGCUGUGCCAUCCGCAAUUGAUUUUAUCAUAUAAAAGUGGAGUAGUAGCACUUUUUAUGCAGUCAGCUGAAAGGAUAAAAUGGACUCAAAUCUUGAGCGCGUUCAUGCGGGGUAAACAAAAACAUUUCGCCAUUUUGACUGAAAAGUGGAGCUUGUGCUGUACGUCAUGAGUUACAAUAUUUUGUUCUGGGUAGCCCUACCACCCUCAUUCUCCCUUUGUAAGUGGAAAAAGAAAGUCAAAAUAUGACUAUCGUGCUGUGUAUUGCCUAUAUCGUUAUUCGCACACAACUUCAAAUAAGAUUUAAUCAACGUAUAGUGUGAUAUCGGGAGGUUUGAGCCACACUCUGCAUGGUUUCAUAUUUUAAAAAGAAUUGCAGUUCUAGCCAAUCCAAUGUAAGGAAAAAAUCAACAAAAAGCAACCAAAUGAUUGUUCUGUGUUCCGGGUUUGCUUUAUGAAAACAGCACGGCUAAUCUGACAGGCGGUUAACUGGCGUGAAACCCAGUGUUCUGUUUUGUUUAGUUUUUUUCCGUUAUGCGAGUUGCAUGGACUCUAUUUAGCUGUUUCAAUAAAACACGGUAGCAUGGCUUCACCCCUCGUGUGGAGAAUUAUCUCUGCUAAAACUACAAGAUAUUGUUCUUGAAAGCAUGACUUUUGGCUGCUCGGUUCAUUGAGAGCUGCUCAUCUUUAACGCAAUCUGAUAACAAAGUACAGAUUUGAUCUUUCGUGUUUCCAAUCUUAACAAUACGCUUACAUCCAGUAAAUAUUAGGCAAGUUGUGUGUAUACAUUUGGACUCUUAAGGAUGCAGUUCUCUGACAUUCAAGGGAACCAUUUUAGACGAUAGAUAAGCUUUCUAGCUGUAGUUCUAGCGAUGUUCACCAGUAUGCUGUUUAACAUGCUGCCCUCUCUGAGUUCAUCUUAGUCACAAUCGCAGUGUUUGAUUUCUGCCCGUGUUUUCUUCCUCGCUGCGUUUGCUCGACCUCUUUUUACAUAUAAUGCUUUCUGCAGCGUCAACACGUCAAACUGCCAGGCGUAUGCGUAGGCACAUUUUGGAAAUAAAAAGUUGAUUUUAAAUUUUCUGUACAUAGCUUCCAGAAACAAAUGUACAUAAAACAUGGCUGUUAUUUUUUUAUUAUUUAAUGUUGGACGUGUUGAGUACAUUCAAUAUUGUUCUAUGAUUGUAUGUUGACAAAUUGACAGUUUUGAAAGUUAAAUUCUUUUGGAAUAAAAUUAACAUGUCUAUGA
Molecule: messenger RNA, 3708 nt
Organism: Cottoperca gobio
Lineage: Eukaryota; Metazoa; Chordata; Actinopteri; Perciformes; Bovichtidae
Gene: msl1b
Product: MSL complex subunit 1b
Exons: 9
Coding region: 469-2070 (533 amino acids)
Cellular component (GO): MSL complex
Molecular function (GO): chromatin binding
Source: RefSeq, a predicted model, not a curated record